Molecule: messenger RNA, 1428 nt
Organism: Drosophila grimshawi
Lineage: Eukaryota; Metazoa; Arthropoda; Insecta; Diptera; Drosophilidae
Product: odorant receptor 59a
Exons: 5
Coding region: 1-1428 (475 amino acids)
Biological process (GO): detection of chemical stimulus involved in sensory perception of smell; sensory perception of smell
Cellular component (GO): plasma membrane
Molecular function (GO): odorant binding; olfactory receptor activity
Source: RefSeq, a predicted model, not a curated record
AUGGAAUUCGGUGAAAAUGGAUUUGGAUUUAUACAGAGCUCACCGGUACGGCACGGCACGAGUACGGGAACAGGCAUGGGCACAGGGAUAAGAAGCAAAGUGAUGCUGGUGCUGAUGCUGAUGAUGUGUGCGAAGUUGUACGUGACGCCAGCGAAGCCGAGCGCCAAAUGGCAGAUUAUGUCGCCAGGCAUUAAAUCACUGGGUGCAGGCAUUAUCUCAAACACAAAGAAAACACAUACAAAAUCUUAUUGUAUAUAUCUCAAUCAGAAUAAUUCGAAUCAGAGCACCGACAACUACACCAUGGAAGUCAACAGCUUGAGUUUAUUCAGGAGUCACUGGAUCGUCUGGAAAAUACUUGGAAUAAACUCUAAGGACAUAAACUGGAAAAGACUCUACUCCGCUUAUAAAGUCAUUUUGUAUCUUCUUUCAACAAUUUGGUACCCGAUACACCUCGGAAUUUGUCUUUUCCGCAACUCUAAUCUCACGGACGAUAUCCGAAACUUGACAAUAUUUCUUAUCUGUUUGUCUUGUUCGGUGAAGUUCGUAAUAUACGCUUAUAACUUUAACAAAAUACACCGAAUUGAAGAAAUUAUACAUCAACUGGAUUCCCGAGUUACAGGAACGGCACAGAAAAACAUCCACAAUCAACUGGCAACUCAGCUUCGGAAUAUUGUAUAUGUCUUCAUUGUCAUCUAUCUGCCAAUUGGAGUUGCUGCCGAAUUGGCAUUCCUCUUUCAGGAAGAACGUGCUCUUAUGUAUCCUGCCUGGUUUCCUUUUGAUUGGAAAAAAUCAAAUCGAAACUAUUACUUAUCGCAUUUGUAUCAAAUUAUUGGGCUUUCUUAUCAGCUGCUUCAAAAUUAUGUAAACGAUAGUUUCCCCGCCGCUGUAUUGUGUCUGAUGUCAUCUCAUAUUAAGAUGCUUUACGAACGCUUUGCGGAAGUUGGAUUCGAUGACGCUGAGGACCCUGAGGAUCAACUGGAGGCGUGCAUUACAGAUCACAAGCGUCUGCUAGAGCUAUUCCAGACAGUUGAGACCUUUAUUUCAGUUCCCACGCUUAUUCAAUUUGCUGUGACUGCAGUGAAUGUGUGUAUAAGCGUAGCGGGAGUGUUAUUUCUGUUUAACGAUCCCAUGAUGAAGGCAUAUUAUUUCUUCUGUGCAGCCGCUAUUAUCUUAGAGAUAUUUCCCAUCUGCUAUUAUGGCACAGAUAUUCAGAUUUGCUUUGGGAACUUACACUAUGCAGCCUUCAGAUGCAAUUGGAUAAAACAGAACCGGAGUUUCAAGAAGAAGCUGAUGUUGUUUGUGGAGCGCUCACUGAAGGGGAGCACACCGAUGGCUGGUGGAAUGCUGCGAAUCCACAUUGACACGUUUUUCUCCACUCUCAAGUUUGCUUACUCAAUGUUCACUAUCUUGAUUCAGAUGCGCAAGUAA